Molecule: messenger RNA, 3632 nt
Organism: Lampris incognitus (smalleye Pacific opah)
Lineage: Eukaryota; Metazoa; Chordata; Actinopteri; Lampriformes; Lampridae
Gene: cbsb
Product: cystathionine beta-synthase b
Exons: 15
Coding region: 122-2008 (628 amino acids)
Cellular component (GO): cytoplasm
Molecular function (GO): cysteine synthase activity; cystathionine beta-synthase activity
Source: RefSeq, a predicted model, not a curated record
GUGGAUUUCCGGUCCUUUAAAGCGUGCUGCUUCCAGCUAACUGGUUUGUCUGCGCCGGACGCGAGGAGAGCUGCCCAGCCCGCUACAGCCGCCCUGAUCUCCAGUCACCCAGAGGGGAGCCAUGCCUUCUGUUCCCUCCAGCACAGACUUGGGACCUGUUCCAGCAGUCUGCCCCCACGCAGCCAAACUCGGGAGUUCACAGAGUCACCUCAACCGAGACGCCAAGGCCAACGGAGUGGCCAUCCUAAACGGAGACGCCUUUUUUGGUCAGAAGUCAAUCGGUGACACCCUCAAGAAUGGUGACGCAAAAACCGCCAACGGCGGUCACAAGCCGCCCAUGAACGGAGCGGCCGUGGUGAAGCCGGACAAAAGUGAGGCCGAGCUGGUGAACGACGACGUAAUGACCAGCUCCAGUGAGAGAAACUGGAUCCGUCCCGACUUGCCCAGCAAAUGCACGUGGAGGCUGGGCAUGCCUAUUUCUGAGUCACCUCAUAAGCACCAGGCACGCGUCAAAGCUCCUUACAUCCUCCCCAACAUCCUCUCCAGGAUCGGAGACACACCUUUGGUCCGUCUGAACAAGAUCCCAAAAGUCUUCGGCCUCAAGUGCGAGCUUUUGGCCAAGUGCGAGUACUUCAAUGCAGGGGGCAGUGUGAAGGACAGAAUUGCCCUGCGGAUGGUGGAAGACGCUGAGAGAGAUGGAAUCCUCAAGCCAGGAGACACCAUCAUUGAACCCACCUCCGGCAACACAGGUAUUGGUCUGGCCCUGGCAGCUGCGGUGAAAGGUUACCGCUGCAUCAUAGUCAUGCCUGAGAAGAUGAGCAUGGAGAAGGUGGAUGUGCUGAGAGCUCUGGGGGCGGAGAUUGUUCGCACCCCUACCGCCGCACGCUUCGAUUCGCCAGAAUCCCACGUUGGCGUGGCGUGGCGUCUGAAGAACGAGAUCCCCGACUCGCACAUCCUGGACCAGUACCGCAAUCCCAGCAACCCUUUGGCUCACUACGACACGACGGCCGAGGAGAUCCUGGAGCAGUGUGACGGUAAAUUGGACAUGUUGGUUGCUGGAGCCGGCACAGGCGGCACUAUCUCUGGCAUCGCCCGCAAGCUGAAGGAAAAAUGCCCCAACGUUAAAAUUGUGGGCGUUGACCCAGAGGGCUCCAUCCUUGCCGAACCCGCGGUGCUGAACAUCACCACCAAGACCCAGUACGAAGUGGAGGGCAUCGGCUACGAUUUCCUCCCCACCGUGCUGGACAGAUCUCUGAUUGACGAGUGGUACAAGUCCAACGACGAGGAGUCCUUUGACAUGUCACGCCGGCUCAUCAGAGACGAGGGGCUUUUGUGCGGCGGCAGCUCGGGCACAGCCGUGGCGGCAGCAGUGAAGGUGGCCCAGGGGCUGAAGGAGGGCCAGCGCUGCGUGGUCAUCAUGCCCGACUCCCUCCGCAACUACAUGUCCAAGUUUCUGAGUGACAAGUGGAUGUGUGAGAAGGGUUUCAUCAGCCCAGAGGACCUGAUGGUCUCCAAACCCUGGUGGUGGAAUCUCACCCUCCAGGGCCUGAAUCUGUGCGCCCCCCUGACUGUCCUGCCCUCAGUAACCUGCCAGAAGACCAUCAAGAUCCUGAAGGAGAAGGCGUUCGACCAGGCCCCGGUCGUGGACGAGUCCGGCGUGAUUCUCGGAAUGGUGACCCUGGGAAACAUGCUAUCCUCCGUGCUCGCCGGAAAGGUCAAACCCUCAGACCCCGUCAGCAAAGUGCUCUACAAACAGUUCCAACAGGUGCAUCUGACGGACAACUUGGGAAAGCUGUCCCGUAUCCUUGAGACGGACCACUUUGCCCUGGUGGUGCAUGAGCAGAUCCAAUAUAUGGCGGACGGGAAGGCCUGCCCGCGGCAGAUGGUAUUCGGCGUGGUGACAGCCAUCGACCUCCUCAACUACAUCACCACGCGGGAGCGGCGGGAGCGCUCGCUGUCCGAGUGCUCGCUGUCCGAGUGCUCGCUGUCGGACGAUGUGUCUCUGUGAAUGUGACUUCACGUACCGACACGUGGCCUGAGAGGGGCAACAGUGAGGAUGUGAGCCUUGGAGAGAUGGUGCAUCAUAGUCUGAAAUUGAUCUGAGAUAGGAUACAUCAGUUAGAUGGUGAUUCCCCCCCUUCCGCCACACACACACACACACACACACACACACACACACACACACACACACGCACGCUACUUCUGUUCUCUUCCCAUCUGUGAGGGUGGGUUGGGUUUUUUUUUGCGCAUUACAACAUUUGGCUGAUGCUUAGUUCAUUCAAAUAAGCCGUGUGUUUUUUUCCUUGAGGUUAAACUUAAGUGUUGAGAUCAUAUUCAAAGACUCCAUCUGUCUCGCCUUGAUAAUUGCAUCUCGAAUGUAUCUUGGUUUGCAUGAGCACAACAUAUUUCUAACAUUAAUCAGUAAGAAUGCCUUUAACAUGACAUGCUAAUGAAGUUUCUUCUCACCUUGUAGCUGCUGGUUCUCAUGUAGCCGAGUUUCCCGUUGAAAUUAAAGGUGCUUUGUAGAGUUUAAGGAAAAGGAACGUUUUUCUCAUCUGGUUUGGCAAUGCAGGUCCGCGUGUUAACAUUGCCACCAAGUGGUUGAGGACGCCCUAUACAGGAAAACCAGUUUAUUUACACGCAGGCAAAAAGUGAUGCAAGACUGGUAGGCGAUUACAGGGGGGUUUGAUGAUGAAAGUUUUUCACACUUAACAUGGAAGGCCACAGUUUUGGCACAUUUGACAAAAGAAGGAAAAACCAAAAAACAACAAUAAACCAAAGUGUAACCCAUACAAAGAGGGCGGUUGAUUUACGUUGGUAUUUCGUGUACCGAGAGCAGAAGUGGAUUCUAGUUUGAGGCAUUGCUUCGGCUCAGCCGGAGCGGAUCAUUUGUAUAGAGGCCUGUCUUUAACUGGGGAUGGUUGGAGGUUGGGCUUGUUGUAUUUAUGAGUUUUUGAUAAUGAGUUUGUUUUGCUGUUCUUUGUACUACUUUGUCAUUACUGUAAAGGCCGUGGGACUCGGAAGAGAGUCGCGGGGGGGGGGGGGGGGAUGUCCAGUGACUGAUGGAUACGACGAGGAAGGAGAAGGACAUGGCUUGAUGAUUAAUGUUGACUUUGUGCGUCUGUUCUUUCCAUCUUUGGGUCCAAUUUGCAGCUAUAAACUUUUUUUUUUUCCUCCAUCGCGAUUGUUGUGGUUGAAUUGUAUUUUUUUUGCUUGGUUAUGAUUCAAAUUUGCUCACCAGAAAACGCUUUUCAUAAUUGCAUCUCUCCGUGUGUGUUUUGAGGAAACCGAUUCAGAGAAGGAUGUAGAGAUUUGUUCACUUCCGCUUUGGGGUUGUAUAAAUUGGUUAAUGAGGGGGAUCGUGACUCGGACACGUUUCCUCAAGACACUGAAAGUAAGCAUCCGUGUAUUUUGCACUAGCUUGAGCUCAUGUUAGGAUGCGACGUUCACGCCAUAGGUUGUCAGAGUAUCAGAAACCGGAUCAGUUACACCAUUUAAAGUGCUGAAGAAAAUCAAACCAAUCAAGCUCUCACCAUAAGAGAUCAUCCAUCUGUAAUUAUGUGACGCUCUGAUUGCGCUUCUUGAUGUAAUGUACAUAUUAAAAUGCUACGUAUUAAAAUGACCAAAACACA